This is a messenger RNA of Exophiala mesophila, 2671 nucleotides long. RefSeq lists its product as uncharacterized. NCBI's taxonomy places the organism in Eukaryota, Fungi, Ascomycota, Eurotiomycetes, Chaetothyriales, Herpotrichiellaceae. The transcript is spliced from 3 exons. The record is from RefSeq and is a predicted model, not a curated record. The coding region runs from base 337 to 2427 and encodes 696 amino acids.
CGCAACUCGUUACUGUUCCCGCAGAUUUCCAUUGCUACUGGUCAACAGUCUGGGUACAACCCCAUCAAAUCAGUUGCUAUCCGUCUGGCAUUCACGCUGCGAUCAAUAAUCAGCCGUACAGCCACGAUGAGCCGACCGCACUCCUAAUUUAUACCCUCAAUCCUUUCGCUACUUGUCUCGACUCAGGGACUUCCAGUCUGCUCUACCUUCGUUGUUGGCUCUUUCUAGACGCCUCGAUGCCACUCAAUUGGUCCAUGGCCCUCAAGAGCUUAUCACACGAUCCAACUUUGAUCAAUUAACGCCUCCCUCAACAAGUUGAGCCCUCAUAGCAGCACCAUGGCACGAGUCCCUUUCAUCGGACGGCUUUUCUGGCGCGAGUACAUUGCUCUCUUUGGUUCUCUUGUCCUAGUUGCCCUCGAAGUAUUUGUCCGAAUCAUUACCCUAGGACUCCCGCAACCUAUCAUUCGCUUCUGUUAUAAUACCUCCCGAAAAGUCUUCAAUCGCUUAUCCUCCCAGAGAUCCAAGCAGGCUCGAUCACAGAACAAAUCCUUGUACAGCUCCAUCGCAACAUGUUCCGACUUCACCGACCUCUGUGCUUUGUUUGAUUAUUAUGCCGAAGAGCAUGUUGUACAAACCUCGGAUGGAUAUUUGUUGGGAGUACACAGACUGCCGUUCCGAAAAGGAGAGGAAAAUUCGGGGGCAAGAGUCAAUGCAGGACCAGACUCGUUGAUUAAACCCGUGGUCUACCUCCAUCAUGGUCUUCUCAUGAACAGUGAGGUUUGGGUGUGUUUGACUGAGGAAGAGCGAUGUCUACCUUUCGUCCUUGCAAGCAAAGGGUACGAUGUCUGGCUGGGAAAUAACAGAGGAAACAAAUACAGCAAGAAAUCCACGAAGCACUCGCCUACCUCUCCCGGGUUCUGGAACUUUUCCAUGGACGAGUUUGCAUUCCACGACAUCCCCGACACUAUCGACUAUGUUCUCAACACAACAUCUCAACCCUCACUAUCUUACAUUGGUUUCAGUCAAGGGACAGCCCAAGCAUUCGCAACGUUAUCGAUUCACCCCGGCCUCAAUGAAAAAGUUAACCUCUUCAUCGCCCUCGCACCAGCAAUGGCUCCUGCAGGUCUCAGCAAUGGUAUUGUAGACUCGUUGGUCAAAGCCAGUCCGGAUGUCCUUUUCCUAGCCUUUGGUCGCAAGUCUAUCUUGUCAUCAGCUACCAUGUGGCAGUCGAUUCUCUACCAACCAAUCUUUGUUCGAUUGAUCGAUAUGUCGCUGUCGUUUCUGUUUGCCUGGUAUGGCAAGAACAUUUCUGUCCAGCAAAAGCUCGCAGCCUAUCCUCACCUUUACAGCUUCACCAGCACCAAAUCCGUCGUGCACUGGUUUCAAAUCAUUCGGAACAAAUCCUUUCAGAUGUACGAUGACGAUGCAUCAACACAAUUCUCCAUUGGAGCCACCAACCGAUACUACAAAGUUGCCAAGUUCCCCACGCGCAACAUUAAAACUCCUAUUGUGCUGGUGUACGGUGGAAGCGACUCUUUGAUCGACAUCCGUGUCAUGUUGAAAGAACUUCCACGCCACACCAUUUCCACGGAAAUCCCUCACUUUGAACAUCUCGAUUUCCUCUGGGCUCAAGACGUCGACAAACUAGUAUUUCCGCACGUUCUGGAAGCACUACAAUUCUAUUCACACGGAAGAUCAAGAAAUGGAAUCCCAAAGGGCCUAGCCCUUUCCAUCGCCGAUACCGCCUACCUACAUCGACGGAACCACAGCGGUAGCACCACUCCAUGGUCCGAAGACGAAGGAGGAUAUUCAGACUAUGACGGCACGGCCGAAACACCACGAACACCAAGAAUAAAGUCUUAUGCUCAAUUGCAACGAGAACAACAAUAUCAAUCGCCAAACACUUCAACCCAAGCACCAGCGCCAGCACGAGCAGGCUCCGGUCAAGGUCCAAUACAAUCACCAAGUCGAGCUUCUUCAGCCACCAGUCCUAGUCAACAUCUUUGGACUCAGACUCCGUCGAAUUCCACUUCCACGGGGAGAGAAGACCAGUCACAAACACAGACUCGCGGCGAAGAAGAAGGAGAAGAGGAAGAAGAAGGUCAGAAUUCCAUCGGGAAAUCCACAUCUGUAUCUAUCGAUAAUUUCUCCAUGACGACAUCUACUCCGAAAGCGAAAGCGAAAGCGAAAGCGCCACAAUCACAACCACAACUUCAAAAAUCUCGAACCAUCCACAACGCCGCAGCGCGCGAACGCGAACGCGACACUGACCCCCCAGAUGCAGACGCCGAUAGUGUCAGUGUAGCAGCGACAUCGGGCCGGUCAAGUCCAAGUAUGACUGGAAACACCACUCCGAUUCUCCCGACGGCAUUCACGCCAAAGGGGAUUAGGGUUGGGAGUUCGAGGCCUAGUAUUGGUUUAGGCUGAACUCGUGAUAUAUACCAAUAUUUGAAAUACAUAGGAAAGAAAAGAAACAUGCACAGUAGGAAGGUAACGGCAAGAAUCGCCGAUGGCAAGAAGUCAGUAUAGUCAGUACAGUGAAUUAGCACAGUCAGUCAAAGCGAAGCAUGGCUGGAAUACAGCAAGACACUCGUUUCAAAACAAAACAGGACCAUUCAUUAUCAUCAUCAUCAUCAAAAUUCAGGAUCAAGAUCAUAUCAUAAUCAUAAUC